UACAAAUGUAACAGUCAGUAGGAGUCGUUAGGACGACGGGGUUCGGGUGGUUGUGUGUGUUUCUGUAUUUUUGUGACGGGUAUGAGGAGAAAUGGGCGAGGAGUCCGCAGUUAAAGUGUGUGUUAGGGUUCGACCCCUUAUAAAACGGGAGGAAGAGGCAGCAGCUGCUGAGAAUGCAGAGUCUGUAAAGUUGUACUGGAAAGCUGACAGACAAGCCAUACACCAGAUUGAUGAUGAUGGCAACCUCACUAAAGGUUUUGCUUUUGACCGGGUUUUUAGUGCAGAGGAGACCACCAAUCAACUGUAUCAAGACAUAGCCAAACCACUAGUCGUGUCGACUGUGGAAGGAUACAAUGGCACCAUAUUCACCUAUGGACAGACUUCCUCUGGAAAGACCUUUACGAUGAUGGGCAGUGACCACAUCCCUGGCGUUAUACCCCUUGCCAUGGCAGAUGUGUUUCAAACAAUCAAAAAUUGUCCAAAGAAAGAGUUUCUGCUGCGUGUGAGUUAUAUGGAAAUUUAUAACGAAACCGUAACAGACCUACUCUGCGACAGCUGGAAGAGAAAACCUCUGGAAAUCCGAGAAGGAAAUUACAAAAACGUCUAUGUGGCAGACUUGACAGAGGAGCUAGUAACAUCUCCAGAGCAAGCCCUGGCUUGGAUUCGUAAAGGAGAAAAAAACCGACAUUAUGGAAAAACAAAAAUGAACCAGCGGAGCAGUCGCUCCCACACGAUUUUCCGAAUGAUCUUGGAGAGCAGAGAGAGGAGUGACCCAGCAUCUGGUGAAAAUGCAGAUGGAGCCAUUAUUGUUUCACAUUUGAACUUGGUGGAUCUGGCUGGUUCUGAACGAGCAAGUCAGACAGGAGCUGAAGGGGCUCGUUUUAAGGAAGGAUGUAAUAUCAAUCGCAGUCUGUUUAUCCUGGGACAAGUCAUCAAGAAACUCUCUGAUGAGAGCCAGAAGGGCUUCAUAAAUUACAGAGACAGCAAGCUAACACGUAUCCUCCAAAAUUCGCUGGGGGGCAACGCCAAAACAGUCAUCAUCUGCACAAUAACUCCGGUCACUGUGGAUGAAACCCUGAGUACUUUACAGUUUGCUAGCGCAGCAAAGCGUAUGAAAAACGACCCCCACGUUACAGAAGUCUCGGAUGAUGGUGCUCUUUUGAGAAGAUAUCGUAAUGAGAUUGUGGAUCUCAAGCGCCGUCUUCAGGAGGUUUCUUCCGUCACCAAAACGACUGUGACCGAGAAGGAAACGCUUUGCCAACUUCUACAAGAGAAGGAUCAACUUCAGCGCGAGCAGGCUGAUAGAAUAAGGAACCUAACCAAGUUGUUGGUUACAGCUUCAAAUGUGGUACAGAUCCAAAAGGUUCCCAAGAGAAGAAUGACGUGGGGUGGGAAGCUCCUGAGAUCUGCCCAGUUAGUUGCAGAAGAUGAGGGAUCGGCAGAUAUGAGCUAUGCUGAGCCCUUUUUCAAAAAGAGGAGAGCAGACCUAACUAUAUCUGAGGAAGGAGAAGACAUGGAUGACUUUUACAAUGCCAAUGAAGAUUCCUCUCUUGAUAUUGAGAUGAACCAAAGCAACAUCACUAUGCGUAGUUAUGCAUAUGGCAUGUCCCCUGACUCACCUCAGCUGAUGAAUAAAGUGGAGUCUUUGGAGCGUCAGUUGGAGACGGAGACUCAGGGGAAACAACAGGCUGAAGAAAAGAGUUUGGCUCUGGAACAGAAGAUGGAGGAUCUUGAGAAACAACUACAGAUGCUGGAACAGAAGUUAGAAGUGGAAGUACAGGAGAAACAGAAGUCAGAGGAGAAGUGUUCUGAGCUGAGUCUGAAGGUUGCAGAACUGGAAAAGCCUUCAGAACAGGAGAAGACCAGUAAUACUUGUGAGAAUUGCAAGUACUUUGGAGAAACCCUCCAGUUGUGUGAGACUCUGAACUUUGAGAGGGAAUCAAUAUCUACAGAGCGUGACCUGCUAAAGCAAACCCUCGAGUUGCUUACUGAGGAUAUUGAACGACUCAAACAAGAAAACAAGGCCCUUUGCAAAGACAAAGAGGCGCUGAUCAAAGAUAAAGAAACUCUUUUAAAAGACAUUGAAGAGCAGAACGAUGCUGAUGAGUUUGAAAGGCUGGAGGAAGAGAGCAAAAAAGAUUACGAGAGAGAGUUGGAAGCUGAGAUUUCUACACUGAAACGUGCAUCAAUGAAUGCUGAGGAUUUAGUCCAAAAACUUAAGGCUGAUUUAGAGGCAAUGUCUGUGCAGCUGAAAAAGAAGGAUGAUGUCGUAGCUGAACUUCAGACUAUGAGUGGAAAAGAUCUUGUUCAGGAGGUGACACGACUUCGGCGCUCAUUAGAUGAUGCUGAGGGUCUCAGUUUGGAGACCAAAAAAGAGUGGGCUUUCCUGCGCAGUGAAAACCUCUCUCUAAAAGAGCGAGAUGUGAGUUUGACUGCAGAAUAUGAAAGGAUGGAAAAUCAGGUCAAAUCGUUGCAGAACCAACUUGACCACGAGAAAUCUCGCUUUAAGAAGAUGCAGACUGACCUACAGAAAGAGCUGCUUGGGGCUUUUGACGAGAACACCAAGCUGACUGCCCUGCUGGAUGGAAAAGUUCCAAAAAAUGUUUUGGAUAGCGUCACAUUGGAGAGAACAGUUGCAGACAUAAGGAAGGAGCUUGAGAAGAGCCAGGAGAGUGCACAAGCUCUGCAACAUCAAGUAGAGGGGAUGAAGGCUCUAGAGUUUCUUCCUGCCCAAGUGGAGGAUUUGUCAAGACAAGUGUCUGAGCUCAAUGGGGAACUCUGCUCUGUGCAGGAGGAGAGAGACAGCCUUGUAUCUGCUCAGGCCACAGCCACUGAAGAAAUUCAGAGGCUUAAAGAAGAGGCAGAAAAGGCACAGGAGGGAAUUGUGAAAUUGGGGGCUGUUUUAGCUGAUGUAGAGCUUAAGGAUGCUGAGCUGAGCCAGCAGAACAAAGAAACCUUGGAGCAGCUUGCUGUGAUUCAGGCAGAGAGGGAACACCAAUCAAAGGAAAACAGUAGUCUUGUCAGUGCCCUGGAAGAAGCAAGCCAGAAGGCCACACAGUUGUCUGAAGAACUUGAAUCUCUUCACGGUGAAAGAGAUGGAUUUCUGUCUAAGCAAGCUGAAGACAUGCAGACUUACCAAAAGGAACUGGAGAGUCUUCGCUUGGUUAUGGACUCAACAACUGAAGAAAGAGACCAGCUCCAGGAGAAGCUCCAGACUCUUAAAGAGGAACGAGACCAACUUAAAAUUGACAUGGAGGAAAAUGUGGAGAUGAUGAUUGAAAACCAAGAAGAGCUGAGGACAUCUCUAGAAAAGAGCAAAGCGCAGGAAGACAGGAUACUACAGCUGGAAGCUCAGAUCGCUGAGUUAGGGUCCAAACUCUCAAAUUCAGAUGGCAGUGAGAGCAAGCUUAUUGAGGAGCUGCAAAAUCAGAUGAAGCAGUUACAGGAAGAGCUCCAGUCUGUAAAUGCAGAGAGAGACAAUGUUCUGUCUGAGAAGCCUCUUCACCUAGAAGAGCUGCAGAGGAUGCAGACCCACAUCACUUCUCUAACAGAAGAGAGAGACCAGCUUCAGGAGAUUACGCAGGGGCUGAGAGAGGAGAAGACCCAGCUGAAGAGGGAAAUGGAAGAAAAAGAGGGGAUGAUGAAGCAGUUACAGGAGGAGCUCCAGUCUGUAAAUGCAGAGAGAGACAAUGUUCCGUCUGAGAAGCCUCUUCACCUCGAAGAGCUGCAGAGGAUGCAGACCCACAUCACUUCUCUAACAGAAGAGAGAGACCAGCUUCAGGAGAUUACGCAGGGGCUGAGAGAGGAGAAAGCCCAGCUGAAGAGGGAAAUGGAGGAAAAAGAGGAGAUGAUCAUCUGCUUCCAGUUAAACAAAGAGCAGCUCGCUGAUUCCGAGAACCAGUUUUCUAAUUUAUCCUGUAACAUGACUGAGGAGAAAGAGCCUCAGCUCCAGCAGAUGGAGGACCUCAAGAAGGAGGCUAAACAUCUCACAGAAGAAAAUGCACAGCUAAGAAAGGAGCUUCAGGACAUUUCUCAGAAGUUGGAUGAGCUCACAGCAGCACUCCAAGCUGUGCAAGGCGAGAGGGAUUGUUUGCUCACCACUAAGACGACCCUGAGUGAAGAAAUGAACAGCCUGAAGGAAGAGAUUGAAAAGACCAGAGAGGAUCUUCUCAAAAUGGAGAGUGAACUAGUAGAUUCCCAGCUUAAGGAAGCUCAGCUGAGUGAGCAGCAGACAGAAAACUCUGAGAAGCUUGCGAAGGCCCAGGCAGAGCUGGAGGACUUCUCUGUGGAAAAGAACAGAUUGCUUACUUCUCUGGAAGAGGCCAACCUGAAAGCUGUGCAGUUGGGUGAGGCCCUUGAAUCUCUUCGUCAUGAAAGAGAACAGCUUCUGUCUGAGGAGGUGCAGGAAGCUCCUCAUAAUCCCGAGGAGCUGCAGAUCCUCCGUGAAGCUGUUAAAUCAAUAACUGAGGAGAGAAGCCAGCUCCAGGAGAUUCUUCAGGCUCUCCGUGAAGAGCAUAACCAGCUGAAGAGAGACCUGGAAGAGAGCAAUGACAUGAUGACACAGCUAAGAGAAGACAUGCAGUGUGUUACUGCUGAAAAGGACUGUCUUCUGGCAGAAAAGGCUGAAAGCAACUUGACUAACAUGGAGCUGGAGAGCCUUCAUGCAAAUGUUCUGUCUCUAACUGAAGAGCGGGACCAGCUCCUAGAAGUGCUGCAGGGGCUCCGAGAGGAAAAGAGCAAGCUUAAGGUUGAAUUGGAAGAAAAGGAUGAAAUGAUACAAGAGUUGAAGCAGCUUCAGGCUGCUGAUAAAGCCCGUUUGUUAAUGAAGGAUGCCUCAUGCAGCAUCGCUUCCAAUGACUCUGGCUCAUCCUUUAAUGUGAACGAGGAAGGAGGUCAAUUUCAGGAACUGCUGCAAGGAGUACGAGAGCUCAUCCAAGUCCAGAGCGAGUUAAAACAACAGAAACGACAAGGCUCAGAACAGCUGAGCCCCGGAGAUGCGCAGGAAGCUCAGCUUCAACAGAUGCAGGUCCUCAAAGAGGAAGUGGAGUCUUUGAGGAACGAGAGAACAGUGCUCAGAAAAGAUCUUCAGGAAGCAGCCGAAAUGUCAAAAACCUACCAGGACCUGCUUCACUCCACUAAAGAGGAGCUGAAACAGCAGCAAAAAGAGAAUGCAGAGUUAAUGACCCAGAGUGCAGAAAAGGAGUCUCAACUCAGACAACAGCUAAACCAGUUGAGUGAAGAUCUUCUGUCUCUGCGAGGCCUGAAUGACCAACUUCUAUCAGAGAAAUCCUCUGAGACUCAGGAUCUCAACACAGAGCUGCAGAGUCUUCAGACACGCAUUACCUCUCUUGAGAAGGAGAAAGAGACACUUGAUGAAAUGCUUAAGGAGAGUGAAGGAAAGAGACAGCAGUUGGCUGAAGAGCUUGAAAGUCUUGGUGGCAUCAAAGACCAGCUCCUGAAUGAAAAGACGCAUGCAGAACAGCUCCUGGAGGUUCUCAAUGGGGUCAGAGAGGAGCGCAGCCAGCUCAGUCAGGAGCUGCAGGAGAAAGUGGAGAAGCUGGCACACAUUGAGGAGAAAGUACAAGGUCUAGAGAAGCAGAAACUGCAGCUUGAAACUGAAGUCAAUACUUUGAGCCAGUCUCUUCAAGAAGCUAAUGCUCAGACAGAUGUUGCCUCCAAACGAAAAACGCUAAUGUUGGUUUCUGAGAUGGAGACUUCUAAUGAAAAGCUAAAGGCUGCAUUCAUGAAGCUUCAGCGAGUCAUUGAUCGUCCAACGCCAGUAGAUCCUCUUGCAGAUGACAUUAGAAAAGAAUGGCCCUUGUUGCACCAGCUGGUUGCAGUCCUUCCAAAGUCCCAGAGAGCUGUAUGUUCUAGUCUUACUUCCAAAACGAAUCAGCUUCACAGCGUUCUUGGGAAAACUGGGGUGACCUUAAAGACAAUAGCCCAGCGCCACAAGGCUCACUUCAUGGCUCAAAUCCAUCGAGACGUCGCGUCCUUUGAGGAGAGAAGACUGCAAGAUGUGCUUAUCCGGCAAACUCAAGCUCCCUCACGUUCCGUCCAGAUGGUGCGAGAAGAUUUGCAGGAGAUUUGGGACCAGCGACUUUUGGAGUUGUUGGGAAAACGCAAGCAGUGUCUGCAAGAUAUGGACAGCAUUCUGGAGUUCCUGGAAGAUGGUAUAGCCAAGCAUGCAGUCACUCUCUCUGAGGAACAUCAGGCACAGAUCAGUGCCCAUGAGCAGAGCAGAGCGCUGGCCAGACGUGCGGACGAGGCAGCCGUGGUGCAGUUUUUUGAGCGAGAGCUUGUUCGUCGUACAGCAUUGGCUGAUCGUCAGAAAGCUUUCAAUCAACACCUUUUGGACAAAUAUGAUUCGGCAGUGUCUGUCUUGAAGUCCUCGGAGAAUAAGUCUCAGCAUAGCCUAAAAGAGUUGCAGCGAGAAAACCUGGCACUGUUGCCAGGUCAGAACACUGACCCGCCUAAGACUGUGGCUGACCUACUUCAAGACAAGCAGUGCCUCUUGCUUCAGUUGCAGCAGGCGCAAAAACAAAUGGAGAUGACACAGCUAAGAGAAGACAUGCAGUGUGUUACUGCUGAAAAGGACUGUCUUCUGGCAGAAAAGGCUGAAAGCAACUUGACUAACAUGGAGCUGGAGAGCCUUCAUGCAAAUGUUCUGUCUCUAACUGAAGAGCGGGACCAGCUCCUAGAAGUGCUGCAGGGGCUCCGAGAGGAAAAGAGCAAGCUUAAGGUUGAAUUGGAAGAAAAGGAUGAAAUGAUACAAGAGUUGAAGCAGCUUCAGGCUGCUGAUAAAGCCCGUUUGUUAAUGAAGGAUGCCUCAUGCAGCAUCGCUUCCAAUGACUCUGGCUCAUCCUUUAAUGUGAACGAGGAAGGAGGUCAAUUUCAGGAACUGCUGCAAGGAGUACGAGAGCUCAUCCAAGUCCAGAGCGAGUUAAAACAACAGAAACGACAAGGCUCAGAACAGCUGAGCCCCGGAGAUGCGCAGGAAGCUCAGCUUCAACAGAUGCAGGUCCUCAAAGAGGAAGUGGAGUCUUUGAGGAACGAGAGAACAGUGCUCAGAAAAGAUCUUCAGGAAGCAGCCGAAAUGUCAAAAACCUACCAGGACCUGCUUCACUCCACUAAAGAGGAGCUGAAACAGCAGCAAAAAGAGAAUGCAGAGUUAAUGACCCAGAGUACAGAAAAGGAGUCUCAACUCAGACAACAGCUAAACCAGUUGAGUGAAGAUCUUCUGUCUCUGCGAGGCCUGAAUGACCAACUUCUAUCAGAGAAAUCCUCUGAGACUCAGGAUCUCAACACAGAGCUGCAGAGUCUUCAGACACGCAUUACCUCUCUUGAGAAGGAGAAAGAGACACUUGAUGAAAUGCUUAAGGAGAGUGAAGGAAAGAGACAGCAGUUGGCUGAAGAGCUUGAAAGUCUUGGUGGCAUCAAAGACCAGCUCCUGAAUGAAAAGACGCAUGCAGAACAGCUCCUGGAGGUUCUCAAUGGGGUCAGAGAGGAGCGCAGCCAGCUCAGUCAGGAGCUGCAGGAGAAAGUGGAGAAGCUGGCACACAUUGAGGAGAAAGUACAAGGUCUAGAGAAGCAGAAACUGCAGCUUGAAACUGAAGUCAAUACUUUGAGCCAGUCUCUUCAAGAAGCUAAUGCUCAGACAGAUGUUGCCUCCAAACGAAAAACGCUAAUGUUGGUUUCUGAGAUGGAGACUUCUAAUGAAAAGCUAAAGGCUGCAUUCAUGAAGCUUCAGCGAGUCAUUGAUCGUCCAACGCCAGUAGAUCCUCUUGCAGAUGACAUUAGAAAAGAAUGGCCCUUGUUGCACCAGCUGGUUGCAGUCCUUCCAAAGUCCCAGAGAGCUGUAUGUUCUAGUCUUACUUCCAAAACGAAUCAGCUUCACAGCGUUCUUGGGAAAACUGGGGUGACCUUAAAGACAACAGCCCAGCGCCACAAGGCUCACUUCAUGGCUCAAAUCCAUCGAGACGUCGCGUCCUUUGAGGAGAGAAGACUGCAAGAUGUGCUUAUCCGGCAAACUCAAGCUCCCUCACGUUCCGUCCAGAUGGUGCGAGAAGAUUUGCAGGAGAUUUGGGACCAGCGACUUUUGGAGUUGUUGGGAAAACGCAAGCAGUGUCUGCAAGAUAUGGACAGCAUUCUGGAGUUCCUGGAAGAUGGUAUAGCCAAGCAUGCAGUCACUCUCUCUGAGGAACAUCAGGCACAGAUCAGUGCCCAUGAGCAGAGCAGAGCGCUGGCCAGACGUGCGGACGAGGCAGCCGUGGUGCAGUUUUUUGAGCGAGAGCUUGUUCGUCGUACAGCAUUGGCUGAUCGUCAGAAAGCUUUCAAUCAACACCUUUUGGACAAAUAUGAUUCGGCAGUGUCUGUCUUGAAGUCCUCGGAGAAUAAGUCUCAGCAUAGCCUAAAAGAGUUGCAGCGAGAAAACCUGGCACUGUUGCCAGGUCAGAACACUGACCCGCCUAAGACUGUGGCUGACCUACUUCAAGACAAGCAGUGCCUCUUGCUUCAGUUGCAGCAGGCGCAAAAACAAAUGGAGAUGACACAGCUAAGAGAAGACAUGCAGUGUGUUACUGCUGAAAAGGACUGUCUUCUGGCAGAAAAGGCUGAAAGCAACUUGACUAACAUGGAGCUGGAGAGCCUUCAUGCAAAUGUUCUGUCUCUAACUGAAGAGCGGGACCAGCUCCUAGAAGUGCUGCAGGGGCUCCGAGAGGAAAAGAGCAAGCUUAAGGUUGAAUUGGAAGAAAAGGAUGAAAUGAUACAAGAGUUGAAGCAGCUUCAGGCUGCUGAUAAAGCCCGUUUGUUAAUGAAGGAUGCCUCAUGCAGCAUCGCUUCCAAUGACUCUGGCUCAUCCUUUAAUGUGAACGAGGAAGGAGGUAAAUUUCAGGAACUGCUGCAAGGAGUACGAGAGGAUAUGGACAGCAUUCUGGAGUUCCUGGAAGAUGGUAUAGCCAAGCAUGCAGUCACUCUCUGAGGAACAUCAGGCACAGAUCAGUGCCCAUGAGCAGAGCAGAGCGCUGGCCAGACGUGCGGACGAGGCAGCCGUGGUGCAGUUUUUUGAGCGAGAGCUUGUUCGUCGUACAGCAUUGGCUGAUCGUCAGAAAGCUUUCAAUCAACACCUUUUGGACAAAUAUGAUUCGGCAGUGUCUGUCUUGAAGUCCUCGGAGAAUAAGUCUCAGCAUAGCCUAAAAGAGUUGCAGCGAGAAAACCUGGCACUGUUGCCAGGUCAGAACACUGACCCGCCUAAGACUGUGG
This is a messenger RNA of Astyanax mexicanus (Mexican tetra), 9261 nucleotides long. Its product is annotated as centromere-associated protein E-like. The coding region runs from base 92 to 8980 and encodes 2962 amino acids. The record is from RefSeq and is a predicted model, not a curated record. NCBI's taxonomy places the organism in Eukaryota, Metazoa, Chordata, Actinopteri, Characiformes, Acestrorhamphidae. Gene Ontology annotation, molecular function: ATP binding; microtubule binding; plus-end-directed microtubule motor activity. Gene Ontology annotation, cellular component: microtubule. Gene Ontology annotation, biological process: mitotic cell cycle; microtubule-based movement. The transcript has 62 exons.